This is a messenger RNA of Eucalyptus grandis, 2492 nucleotides long. RefSeq lists its product as uncharacterized. Bases 735 to 1988 code for a protein of 417 amino acids. Gene Ontology annotation, biological process: regulation of transcription by RNA polymerase II. The record is from RefSeq and is a predicted model, not a curated record. The transcript has 2 exons. Gene Ontology annotation, cellular component: SAGA complex. Gene Ontology annotation, molecular function: transcription coactivator activity. NCBI's taxonomy places the organism in Eukaryota, Viridiplantae, Streptophyta, Magnoliopsida, Myrtales, Myrtaceae.
CAGCCAGCGAAGACGGACUUUUUGCUCCUUGCUUCUUCUUCUUCUUCUUCUUCUUCUUCUUGCUCCUUCUGCUGCUGCCUGCAAUUUCAAAAAAAAAAAAAAAGUUUCCGCCAUUGCUGCGCUCCCCUAAACACUCGAGCUUCCUCGUGUCGAACACUCGGCCUGCAGUCUCUCAGCUCAAUGCGCCCGCAUCCGAAACCCCACGGAGCUCUCUCCUGAAGACGACCCCCCGAGAAGAUAGAGCGCGGGGGAACCGAGAGGCGUUGGGGCCCGCGAGAUUCGAGCUCGCAAUUUCCGCCAGCUCGUGGAAGCGCCGAGCUCGGUGGUUCGGAACUUAGGGUUUCUGAUAUUCGUGUCCGCUGUUGAUCAAUUGGGGAGCUCCAUUUUGGUUUUCUGCGAAUUUUCUUCGCGGAAGUUCUUGCCCUAGGGUUUUUUCGGGAUUUCCCGGAGUUUGUAUAUGCCUUGGCGCUCUGGACAUGUGGCUGUCUGAAUAUUUCUUUUGGAAACAGAAGUAGCGGCAGUGGCUGGGUGUUUUGAUGGGGUUCUGGUGCGUAUGAAGAUGGUUUACUGGUCUGCUGGUAUGUGCUGAGCUCGAGAAUUUAUCUGCAUUUGAUGGGUGUAAAUCAGGUAUUGCAGGUCAUUCGAAGUUGGAAUUAACGGCAGUUUUGUGGCUGCAGUUGUUAAUUUGGGCAUUUGUGGGGCCGUGCUUGGUGCACGAUCCUAUUCUUUAAGAAAUGCAACCGCAGCAGAGCUUCAGAAUCGAUCUGGGUGACCUGAAAGCUCAAAUUGUGAAGAGGAUUGGAGUGGACAGAUCAAAACGCUACUUUUAUUUUCUGAACCAAUUCUUGAGCCAAAAGCUCAGUAAGGGCGAUUUCGACAAGCUAUGCUGUCGAGUGCUUGGAAGGGAGAAUCUCCCAUUGCACAAUCAGUUCAUAAGGUCGAUAUUGAAGAAUGCAUGCCAAGCCAAAACACCGCCACCAGUUUAUGAAGCAGAUCCUGCAAAAUCUGUCUCACGAACCACCAAACUUUCACCUAGCGUAGAAGACGGUUCUGACCAAAAUGGGUCACUUAUUCAAAAUCAAAACCAGAGUUCCUCUAUUUGGUCAAAUGGAGUUCCUCAAGUCCCUCUCCGAAAGGCCAGAUCUGGAAUUCGUGAAAGGAAGCUCAAGGAUAGGUCAAGUCCGCUGGGGCCAAAUGGAAAGGGGGAAAGCUUGUAUCAUUCAACUGCCACAGAAGAUAGUGGUAGCAAGGUUAUGACUGAGAAUGGGCUUUUGUCUCCAUGUGAUUACCGAAGAUCAUUGCAGAAUUAUCAAUCUGUUCCUGGGCUGCUUGAGAAGGAUAGAGGUCUUAUUCAGGAACCAGCAGAUAAAUCUAGAGUGCACAGUAAAAAUGAGGCUGCAAUGGCCAUAGUGGAAGAUGGGGAGGAGGUGGACCAGGCAACCCUCUCUAGUUUAUCUAGAACUUCUUUGCAUGCACCACUUGGAGUUCCAUUUUGUUCUGCUAGCGUAGGUGGUGGCCGCAAAGCCAUGUCGGUGGGGAACUCUGAUGAUUUUGUUAGUUAUCAUGACACUGGGGAAUUGUCUGACACGGAAUCCCUGAGGAGACGUAUAGAGCAUAUAGCGACUGCACUAGGAAUUGGAGGAGUGUCGGUUGAGUGUGCUAAUAUAUUAAAUGUGAUGUUGGAUAUCUACUUGAAGCGGCUUAUAAAGUCUUGUAUCCAGGUGGUCGGAGCAAGGUCCACACCUGAGCCACAUAGUCAUCUCGUCCAGAAGCAUCAGGUUCCAGAUAAGGUCCUUAAUGGUACGUGGCCUGCUAGUAAUCACUUACAUAUGCGAAAUAAUGUCAUUGGAGGGAUGCCCGAGAAGAAAUUCCCAAUUUCUGUAUCUCUGGUUGAUUUUAAGCUUGCAAUGGAGCUGAAUCCACAGCAACUUGGAGACGACUGGCCAUUGCUGCUUGAAAAGAUUUCUUUGAGUUCAUUUGAGAAAUAAACGUGAUGGGUAUGCCUUGAUCAUGCCAAAUGUGUGUCCAUUCUGGUUCAAAAGUUCCAGAAAGAUGUCAUUGGCAAUUGGCAUUUGAUUGCCAUCUCGUCUUGAUACCAUGAGGAGUCCGGUGGAUAAUGCAGAAAACCAUUUGAAAUACAUGGUCUCAGCGCAGUGUGCAUUCUUCAGCUUGCACUGCAUGGGGCACAAUUUGGAGUACUAGCAACCACACAUUGGGAACUUGCGAUCAUAACCCAUUACCAGUUGAUCUAUUACAGAUAUGCAAGUUCAAAAUCUUUGUAAUCCUCUUCCAUCGACGUGCAACUCGAACUUUUCCUAUUAUUUAUGGCUGAUGAGGAUGAUUUCAAAGAUGUUUUGCGGGAUAACUGGAUGUAACUUGAUUUAAGGUAUAAUCACUUCUGUAAGAGCUGCGGUACUCCAUUGUAUGUAACUUUAGAACCUCAUGAUUGUUUGAAAUCCAAUAUUAAUAACACAUUGAUUUCCAUUUACUUC